Messenger RNA from Loxodonta africana (African savanna elephant), 2409 nucleotides. It is a transcript of the gene PDILT, whose product is annotated as protein disulfide isomerase like, testis expressed. Lineage: Eukaryota; Metazoa; Chordata; Mammalia; Proboscidea; Elephantidae. The transcript is spliced from 11 exons. The record is from RefSeq and is a predicted model, not a curated record. Gene Ontology annotation, cellular component: endoplasmic reticulum. Gene Ontology annotation, biological process: protein folding. The coding region runs from base 364 to 2091 and encodes 575 amino acids.
UGCAGCCAAGGCAUUGUUUAUGGAGGGAUUCCUGGGAGGCUGUGGAUGGGGAAUUGGACCAUCAUCUCUGAGAUCCAGAGGCUCAUCUUAGGGACCCAUUUCUGCAAAGUGGCCAGGGAGCCAGCAGUCUUGAGUAGCUUGCUUCCUGCUGCUCUGAGUUGGGGGGUGGGACCUGAGGCUGACCUAACCCUUCACCUUUCCUGUGGUGCUGCUGCCAAGCUGUGGCCACUGCUGGGGAGGUAGUGGGCAGUACUCAGGCCAGGUUUGCACAUACGGGCUGGCGGGAGGAAGUGACGAUGUGGUGCUCUGGCUGUGCUGAUAGAUAAGGGUGCCUGCUCCUCCCCUUGCCCCCCCAGGACAGACAUGGAGCCACUCUGGAUGCCCCUGCUGCUGGUAGCUUCUUGCAUCCCUGCUGUGCUGAGCUCUCCAGAGGUGGAUGCCACGGAGGUACCCCGGCUCCUGCAUAUCCGGGAGGAGAGCAACCUGCUGGUGCUGACCUCUGCCGGCCUGACCCAGAUGUUGAACCAGACCCGCUUCCUCAUGGUCCUUUUUCACAACCCAUCCUCAAAGCGAUCCAGGAAUUUGGCCCAGGAGUUGGGCAGAGCCAUGGAGAUCAUGGGCAAAGGCAAGAAUGGGCUCGGCUUUGGCAAAGUGGACAUCACCGUCGAGAAGGAGCUUCAGGAGGAAUUUGAUAUUAAGAAGGCCCCAGAGGUGAAGCUGUUUUUUGAAGGCAACAGGUCUGAGCCCAUCAGCUGUGAAGGUGUGGUUGAAUCUACUGCCUUGGUGGUUUGGUUGAGAAGACAAAUUAGCAAGAAAGCAUUUUUGUUCAACAACAGCGAGCAGGUGGUAGAGUUCGUGAGAUCCAGGCCUUUGGUCAUCAUUGGCUUCUUCCAGGAUUUAGAGGAAGAAGUAGCAGAAUUGUUCUAUGAUGUGAUCAAAGACUUCCCAGAGCUAACUUUUGGAGUGAUAUCGAUUGCCAAUACCAUUGGGCGUUUCCACGUCACCCUCGACAGUGUCCUGGUGUUCAAAAAGGGAAAAGUUGUGAACCGCCAGGAGCUUAUUGAAGACAGUACCAAUGAGCGUGUCCUCAAUCGAGUCAUUAAACAGCACCUAACAGAUUUUGUUAUUGAAUAUAGCGCUGCGAAUAGGGAUCUGAUUUAUGAGUUGAACAUCCUGAAUCACAUGAUGCUCUUCGUCUCCAAAAGCUCAGAGUCAUUUGACACCAUAAUUCAGCAGUAUAGGUUGACAUCAAAGGAAUUCCAAAACAAGAUCCUUUUCAUCCUUGUGAACACCGAUGAACCCCGAAAUGGACGAGCCCUCCAGUACUUCCGGAUCACCGAGGUCGAUAUCCCAUCUGUCCAAAUCCUAAACUUAACCUCUGAUGUGAGGUACAAAAUGCCUGCAGAAGAGAUAACCUACAAAAACCUCAAGAAAUUCGGCACCAGCUUCUUGAAUAGAAGUGCCAAGAAACAUCAAUCCAGUGAAGAGAUUCCAAACUACUGGGACCAGGGACCAGUUAAGCAGCUGGUGGGAAAGAACUUCAACAUAGUUGUCUUUGACAAGGAAAGAGACGUGUUUGUGAUGUUCUAUGCGCCCUGGUCUGAAAAGUGCAGGACACUCUUUCCACUGUGGGAAGAGCUGGGCAGAAAGUAUCAAAACCACUCCACAGUAACCAUCGCCAAGAUUGACAUCACGGCAAACGACAUUCAGCUGAUGUACCUGGACCGGUACCCAUUCUUCAGGCUCUUCCCCGUUGACUCUGAACAAGGUGUGGUAUACAAGGGAGAAUAUACUGUGAAGAGCUUUUCUGAUUUCCUGGAAAGUCAAAUCAAUACCAGGAUUGAGGAGGAGGACCAGCUAUUAUUUGUUGAGCAAAGCAAGCUGGUAGAAGAGAAGGUAUUGCCUGAAGAAGAGGAAGAAACUUUUGAGGAGGAAGAGUUACCUGAGCAGAAGUUGCCUGUGCUGAAGAACACGACCAGGCUGGAAGAGACAGCUGGGCAGAAGGGACUAGUGGAGGAGAAGAAGGAGGUGGCUAAGCCAAUGGGACCUCCAAGACAAGAGAAGAAGCCAAGGUUCAAAGAAGAACUUUAGCUUUUCCAAAGCCAGGAGGAAAAGUGCCCAUCUUCCAGGUCCUGGCAUCAUUUUCUGAGUGAAACUCCUCCAGAUAAAAUUAGGUAUCAUUGUGGUGGGUGGGUAGGGGCUGGAAAAUAAAAUCCCUGAACGCAUUUCCCUCUGUUUUACUCAUUACUUCUUUUUCCUGGUUGAUGCUGCCUUAGAAGGGCUGUAUGGCCUGGAAUUCGAUAGGGCUGCAAGGGAAGCCAUAAUAGCAACAUUUAAUAAGGGAAAUUUUUUUUUUACAAUAUGCUAGACAUUCAUUUAGUUCUCAUAACACCACAGGGAGGUAGGUUU